Messenger RNA from Exserohilum turcica Et28A, 4212 nucleotides. RefSeq lists its product as uncharacterized. The coding region runs from base 1 to 4212 and encodes 1403 amino acids. The transcript has 4 exons. Gene Ontology annotation, cellular component: eukaryotic translation initiation factor 4F complex. Gene Ontology annotation, molecular function: protein binding; mRNA binding; translation initiation factor activity. The record is from RefSeq and is a predicted model, not a curated record. Lineage: Eukaryota; Fungi; Ascomycota; Dothideomycetes; Pleosporales; Pleosporaceae.
AUGAGUAAUUCCAUCUCGAACUCGCAGACCCCGCCCAUCGCCGCUUCCUCGUCUACGACCGCGAACAACUCCUCCUCAGGAUCGUCCGCCACCGUGGCCGCUGGAUCGGCGCAACCCGCUGCCCGGAGCUCGUACGCCAACGCGACCAAACCCGCGAUCGUGUCUAGCGCAACCCCGCCCGUGGCAGUGGGAGCACCACAGAACGCGCAGCAUGGCAAAAGCUCGUCUGUCUCCCCCGUGAAUGGCAACAGCGCCAUCAAGCCCGCCAUUCCCGCCAUGCCCACCAUUGUCAGUGGCGGCCCCAACGGCAACGGCAAUGCCAACGCCCACGAGCGCAAGUCCUCGGUUCAGAUCAAGCAGACGCCGCCUGUCGCCACUGCUGGCGGGCCUCCCUCUGGCAUCAAGUUUGGAUCGCUUGCCGGCUCGCCAGCGCCUGCCCACGCCUCGCCCGUCGUACAGGGAAACCUGAAUCCCCAGGCCCAGAAUCCUCGCGUUGCCUCUCCUGCGCACUCGCCAUCGCCUAUUCCCACGCCCAUUUCCGGAGGCCCCAAGCCCGACGGAUUGCCCACUCGCCCAAACCUGGUCUUUGGUGGUCAGGGCGGUGAAGGCACAGAGUCCAACGCCCGUCCUGCCAUGCCUCCUCAGCCCAACUCGCACGCACACCCCCAAGCUCAGCAUCUACGCCGUGAGUCGUCGCAGUCAGCGCACAGCGAUAUGAGCAACGCAAACAUGGGGCGAGGCUACCCUCCUAGCCGAGGCCGCGGUGGAUACCCACAAGGCCACUACAACCCGCAGAUGGCCAACCAUUCGCCACAGCCAUAUCGCUCCAUGCCUCAGCAGAUGGGCCGCGGUAUGACCCCCCCAUUCCAGCCUCCUGGCCAGAUGGCGCAGCGUUCUCCAUACACGCAAAACCGCAGCCCCGCCAUGACGCCCGCUACUAUGCAUACACAGCAGCAGUUUGCCAACCCACAGGGAAUGCCGUACUACCAGGGACAGCCAUAUGCUCAGCAGAACAUGUACGGUAUGCCCCAACCCGGCCUUGAUCCAUACAACAACUUUUAUCCACAGGGCCAAGGUUAUGGAUUGCAACAGUCCAUCCACUACCCGGGUGUCCCUGCUAGCCCUGGUCGUGGCCAUGGCUUCCCUCCACAGAUGCAGCCGGCUCCCUAUGGCGUCGCUCCCUAUGGGCACCAGCCCCAGGCUCAGAGCAUGUCCCGCUCUCCCUCUAACAUGUCGGAGCGCCCGUCAUCUGCCGUUCCACAGCCAUCCACCCCUGCGAUGACCAACGUCAACCACAUCUCACACACGCACACUCCUAGCAUGACGUCUGCCAGUCCAGUUCCUACUACAAGCUUUGAGCGUCCCAAGCGGGCAAGCAAGGCCAUUAUCAUCAAGACUGUGGAUGGGGAGGUCGUUGACUUCAACAAGCCCAAGGGCUCAUCACCCGCGCCAUCUGCUGCCGCAUCUGCACCACCUGCCGCUCCUAGGUCACCAGCCAUUGCUGCCACGCCCACGCCACCUCGUGCACCAAGCGCGUCUGAUGCCACAAAGGCUGAAGACACUGCUGCUAAGAAGGCCGACUUUGUCAAGCAAUUCCAGGAGAAACUCCGCCUCCAGGAAGAAGCCGAGAAGAAGGCCAAGGAGGCUUCCGAAGACGAGGCCAAGGCUGAGGCCAGCGCUAAGCUUGCUGCCGAGAAAGAGGCAGAGGCAAAGGCUGCUCUUGAGGCCAAGGAGAAGGAGGAGGCUGAAGCUAAGAAGAAGGCCGAGCUGGACGCAGAGGAGAAGAAGCGCAAAGAAGAUGAGGAAAUGGAGCGUAUGAUUGCAGAGAUGGAAGAAGAAGAGAGAAAGCGUGAAGAGGACGAGAAGCGCUACGCAGAAGAGAAGAAGCGCAAGGCCGAGGCUGAAAAGGCCAACGCUGCUGAGAAGAUUAAGCAAGAGGAGGAGCGUCUUCGCAAGCUCGAGCGUGAAGCUGAAGAGGCCGAGGCAGCCCGUGCAGCAGAGACUCCUGAGCAAAAGGCCGAACGCGAGGCCAAGGACAAGGAGCUCUUUGCCAGCCUCAAGAAGAACACCAUGUUCGGUCCGGGUGCCUCGCAGCAGGCUGAGGAGCCUGUGGCCCCAGUAGUGGCGCCUGCGCCAUCCAAGACACCCACUGGCACCAAGCCCAAGCCAGCUGCCCUCAAGCUUGAGACGAACAAGUCUGUCGAGCCUGCACAGCCCACUGCCGGCAUGCAAGCGCUCAAGACGGCACGUUUCCUCGAGGUCCGCAACGAGAUUCAGUACCCGCAAGGCAUUGCCAGCCCCAACCCGGCUCUGAACAACAGCAACAGGAGCAAGGGUCGCCAGUACGACAAGGACUUUUUGCUGCAGUUCCAGGACGUCUUCAAGGAGAAGCCUUCUGUUGACUGGGAUCUGAAAUUGAAGGAGACUGUUGGCGAUGAGCCUGCUUCAGCCCGCGGUCCUCCAUCAGCCCGUCCUGGCUCCAUGAUUGGCGGCGGCCGACAGCCUUCUCGUUCAGGCCCCGGUGCUGGUGGUAGCAUGGGCAAUUUUGGACAAGGCGGUCCACUGGGAGGUCGCACACUCCCACCAGGUACGACAUCCGAACAGCGUUUCCAGCAAGCCCAAGGUGGACGUGGCUCUAUGACGAAUCCUCUUGCUCAUGUCGUUCUAGGUGGAGGUCGCGGUGGCGCAUUCCCCAUGGCACCCCCCAUGGCACGUACCAGCUCCUACCAGAGCAUGCCUCACGGCCCCAACUCUCCCCGUGUUGGCAGCUCUCGUGGUAAGGGAGGCGGUAGCCGUCGCGGCGGUAACAACGCCACUGCUCAGGACGCCAAGACUAUGCCUUUGACUGCAGGCCAGGAGGUCAAGGCCCUCCAACGCUCGCAGACUGGAUGGGUCCCCACAUCGAUUACUCAGCCCCAAGCUGCCCAACAGUCUGCUGGACACAUGCCUCCGGACAUGGUACAGCGUAAGGUCAAGGCUGCGCUGAACAAGAUGACACCCGACAAGUUUGACAAGAUCUCUGACCAGAUUCUUGAGAUUGCCGGUCAAUCCAAGGACGAGACUGACGGUCGCACCCUCCGUCAAGUCAUCCAGCUCACCUUUGAAAAGGCCUGCGACGAGAGCCACUGGUCUUCCAUGUAUGCCAAGUUCUGCAGCCGCAUGUUGCAGACUAUGAGCACGGAGAUCAAGGACGAGAACGUCCGCGACAAGCACGGCAACCCCGUCGUUGGCGGUGCCCUCUUCCGAAAGUACCUCCUCAACCGCUGUCAGGAAGAGUUUGAGCGUGGUUGGGAAGUCAACCUCCCCGACGCUCCCGAAGACGGCAAGGAGGCCAAGCUGCUUUCGGACGAGUACUAUGUCGCCGCUGCCGCCAAGCGUAAGGGUCUCGGUCUGAUUCAGUUCAUCGGAGAGCUGUACAAGCUAGGCAUGUUGACGCUGCGAAUCAUGCACGAGUGUGUGCUCAAGCUCCUCGACUUUGAGGGUCUUCCUGAUGAGGCCGCCAUUGAGAGUUUGGUCAAGUUGCUCCGCACUGUCGGUGCCACCAUGGAGUCUGCCGAGGCUGGCCCCAAGAUGAUCAACAUGUACUUUGAGCGCAUCGAGAAGGUCAUGAACAUGGAAGGCCUUCCCUCGCGUAUGCAUUUUAUGUUGCUCGAUACCGUCGACCUGCGCAAGGCUGGAUGGAAGUCCAAGGACACCCUCAAGGGCCCCAAGACCAUUGCCGAAAUUCAUCAAGAGGCUAUGGCGGCUCAACAGGCUGCCGAGAUGGAGCGAACACGCUCGAACCAGCGCGGUGGUGGUGGCCGUCUCCCAAUGGGCCGUGGCGACGCCCGCUCCUUUUCUGGUGCUGGUAUGCAGCCGCCUCCAGACACUGGCAGCCGCGUGCAGAUGGACGACCUCCGCAAGCUUUCCAAGGGCGCUUCUGGCCGCAACCUCAACAACCCUGGUGCGCUUGGUCCAUCCAUGCUCGGCAGCCGUAGCGGCAGCGGCCGCCGCGGUCUCGGCCCUGGCAUGAUGGGCCGUGGUGGUGAGGACUCUGGUGCCUCAUCGCGCACCGGCACUCCCCCUGUGCAGAAGGAGAAGGAUUCCAAUGCCCACGCAAACGCUUUCAGUGCGCUAGCAGCCCUUAGCAACGAAGAUGCCGGCGAGGCCGCCUCUUCAUCACACCCGCCAGAAGAGACGCCUGCCGAACCGGAGGCCAAGCCAUCCGAGUGA